This is a messenger RNA of Branchiostoma belcheri (Belcher's lancelet), 1385 nucleotides long. RefSeq lists its product as uncharacterized. The record is from RefSeq and is a predicted model, not a curated record. The transcript is spliced from 3 exons. The coding region runs from base 488 to 1072 and encodes 194 amino acids. NCBI's taxonomy places the organism in Eukaryota, Metazoa, Chordata, Leptocardii, Amphioxiformes, Branchiostomatidae.
GUUCUGCUUCAUCUAUGGUAAUGCAGACCUUCAAAGAAGUGAGGACAAGUAAAUUGGUUCCAUGUGGCCCCACUUGGAAUCUCCCAGUGACAGGCCACCCCAAUCGCCCUGGCAGUAGUGAAGUCCCUGGAAGGCUGUCUGGCUGGGACAUUCAUACCAAGUAGUCUCAGUGUGUAGAGAGUGCUAUGUGGGCCUCUUCCACUUGGCCUCUUUAACUCUAAGCAGUUUAUCGAAUCCCUAUAGUAUAGAGACUCAACAAGUUGCACAGACUGUGCCUGGCUAGACCAGGAUUUCUGAUAUGGACUCAGGAGCCAACCUGGCAGUGCGGUCUGUAUAAACACUGCGCUCAGGACUUUUCUGUCUGCACCUCCGGCGGGCAGCUGCCAUCUAUCAACUAGAGGAGGGACCCUGACCAGGUCUCAAGUUGGUCGUCUUUUCCCUGCAUUUUGAGUUCUGAUUUCUGGAGGGCCGUUCAGCUGCAGUGAAGAUGGCCUUUACCUUGGUGCUGUGUGUACUUUUGUUUCUCCGUGCCUGUUUGGCACAGUCUGAACCUCCCUCCAGCUCCAGACCCUGCAAUGCUAGCCUGGACUGGGGCCAUGCAGAGUGUGCCAUCGACCAGAGCUGCAUCUACACACUGUAUCCACCGAGGAUUGAACUCGACAACUCUCCGGCGAACUACAAACUUCUGGCAGCCGACCGGGAGCUGAAGACGCUGCAGAGGAUGAUCAGCGAGCUGAAGGUCACCUUGAUCCAGUCAGGUGUGCUGGACUUUCAGCUGUUCCCCCUCAUUCGCAGCACUGAAAUCGACGUGAAGGUCGCCAGGAAGUCAAUGUCGGACGCUAUCGGUGGUAACAGGAAUCUGGAGUACACCUCAGACCGCGCAGCCAGGACGGUUGAGGAGACGGCGGAGAUAGAGUUUCAGGAGAUGCAGGGGAUGGUGGAGGACCUGCUCAUCUGGUGCAACGUCUGUCCCAAGGACGAGAACAAGGACAGGGUGGACGACGAACUCGGCACACUUAUCUACGCAGAACCCUCGCAAUGGGUCACCAGUGUGCUGGACUCUCUCUUAUAGGCCAUAGGGGGUUGUUGAACUUGAGUGAUGAACACUAUUGGUGCUACAUGUACAUGUACACAUGUAUCUACAUUUGCAUGUACAUGGUAAGUUUUAUAGAUCCUGGUCACAUUUGUAUGUUUCUAAUGUCAUAGGAUUUUGAAGCAGGCAGAACCAACAGCCAGGAGUCAAAGUCAGUCUUUUUGGUAACAUAUUAGGCAUUUCGUCAGUCUUACAAGACCAUGAAAGGUCUCCAUCUACACCAGGUAAUAACUGAUAUUUGAAUGAUAUAUGCAGUGCCCCCACAUCCCUUACCUGGGUUAAGGGACCAAGG